Hypoxylon trugodes is the source of this 2623-nucleotide messenger RNA. RefSeq names its product ATP-NAD kinase. Gene Ontology annotation, biological process: NADP+ biosynthetic process; NAD+ metabolic process. The coding region runs from base 482 to 2335 and encodes 617 amino acids. The record is from RefSeq and is a predicted model, not a curated record. The transcript has 2 exons. Lineage: Eukaryota; Fungi; Ascomycota; Sordariomycetes; Xylariales; Hypoxylaceae. Gene Ontology annotation, molecular function: NAD+ kinase activity.
UCGGUGUACUAGUUUAUUAAUAAAAAGCCACGCGGUCACUCAGAAGCGUGUCUGGAUCUGCAAAUCGAGCGGGAUCUCGCAUCGUUCGGGUUUUACGUCGGACACAACACAAGACAUUUGCAUCACAAUUGGCCCGAAAACGAAGCCAAAUUCGAUCUAGUUGGAGCCUGCCGCCAUUGUGACAGGAUUGUUAAUCACGUUCCGUGGGUCGAUAGCACGGAAUUAGUGUUGCGCUUGGAGAAGUAUUGUGACUCGGAUCGACUCGUCAUACAAUACAAAGUCGAAACAAAUCGAAGACGGGCGUAAGAAAUCCUGAAGCCACCGGUGUUGUUUGUCCUGCAGGAAUCGGAAAUAGGAACACCUACGGCCUUUGUUUCUAUCUUCGGCAUCGGUCCCAUCGAUUAACCCGUUUCGACAGUGCCUACCACGGUUACAUACAGUCACCAACGUUAACCGGAUUCAGCGGGCUAUUAGUGGAGAAAUGUCUAAUUUAGGGUUAAUCAGCUCUCCCAUUAGCCCUGGCAUGGGGGUACACCCUGCACUCAGUGCUCACAGUGCCCAAGAGGAUACUAGCGGUACUAGCGGAGCUGUCGGAGUCGCUCUUAGUCCCGACACUACUAAUCAUUCCUCCUCUAUCACUGUUGAUAAACCCUUGCCGUCCAACUCUCCCACAAACUCUACCACGCCGCACAACUCACAAGAGUCUUCAUGCAAUGCUGACAACGACGAUACACAAUCAGAGCUUUCUGCUCUACCCUUAAAAACUACCGACGCCAUCUCCAAGGCUCAAUCGCGUUCCCAUCGCAAAAACGCACCCUCUGUCGAGGCCGUCCCGCGCCAGACUAUUAUGAAAGCAUUGGCCUCCGUCGCACGAAACAAUAAGCCCGAAGCAUUGUCCUUGAACGGAAUGUUGUCCGCACAUUCAACGGCCGAUAAGCGGCUAGCCAAUUCCUCUUCAUCUCAACAACUUUCCGAUGCCUUUACCGAUGCCCUUUCCGGACUUACCGCCAAGAAUAUGACACCGACUACCGCAUUUCCUUCCCUCCAGUCGCCGUGCUUUUGGCACAACCGAUUCGAUGACGCAGUCGAUAUAGAUAAGGUCCUUGAAGAGAUAAAGAACGAUGAGUAUAUGUCGCACUCGAGACUCGUACAGACAGCUACUGGCGUCCGUGAAGUCUCGAAACAGCUGCAACGGAGACCCAUCCGUCGCGCCGUGCGCAACGUUAUGAUCGUUACCAAGGCUCGCGACAAUGAAUUAGUCUACCUCACUCGGGAAUUGACUAUGUGGCUGCUCAGAACUCCGCGCUACGGAUCGGAUAUAGGCGUUAACGUUUACGUCGAUGCCAAGCUGCGCAAUUCGAAGCGCUUCGGUGCUUCUAGCAUUAUUGACGAGGACACUCGAUACGAGGGUAUGCUCAAAUAUUGGUCUCCAGAUCUCUGCUGGAGCCAACCUGAAAAAUUCGAUCUUGUCCUGACUCUUGGUGGCGAUGGUACCGUAUUGUUUACUUCCUGGCUCUUCCAAAGGGUUGUUCCCCCGGUUCUAUCUUUCAGUUUAGGAAGCCUUGGUUUCUUAACAAGUUUCGAGUUUGAGAAGUAUAAACAACAUCUUAAUAAGAUAAUGGGCGAUGAGGGUAUGCGUGUCAAUCUUCGCAUGCGCUUCACUUGUACUGUUUUCCGUAAUGGCGCAUCCGGCCAAGAGAUGGAGGAAGGAGAGCAAUUUGAAGUUCUCAACGAAUUGGUUAUUGACCGAGGCCCGUCGCCUUAUGUUUCUAACCUCGAACUGUACGGUGACAACGAGCUUCUGACAGUCGUUCAAGCAGACGGUUGCAUCUUUUCUACACCAACUGGAUCGACGGCGUACUCUCUGUCUGCCGGCGGUUCUUUGGUUAGUCCUGAUCUUCCCGCCAUCCUCCUUACUCCGAUUUGCCCGCACACUUUGUCAUUCCGACCGAUGGUUCUUAGCGACACGAUGCUUCUUCGUGUUUCUAUUCCCCGCAAUUCGCGUGCCACGGCUUACUGCGCCUUCGACGGAAAAGGCCGAUUAGAGUUGAAGCAAGGCGACUGUGUGACAAUCACGGCCUCUCAAUACCCACUUCCUACCGUGAUGCGCACGGGUACCGAAUGGUUCGACAGUGUUUCGCGCACACUUCAGUGGAACACACGGGCCGCGACUCAGAAGGGCUUCGAGAGCAAGAUAACGGGCAACUCGGGCUCUGUUAACGGAGAUGAUGAACCGGAAUGGGAUAUAGAUACCGACUCAGCGUGCUAUGCGAGCGAAGACGGUAGCAUUAGCGCGAGUCCUUUACGAAGACAAAUGAGCCUCUUAGGCAUGUAGAGCAUAGAGCUAGACUACAUAUUAGAGGUAGAUGGCGUAUUGUCUUUUUACGCUUAUGUUUUUCCCGCUAUGCAUAUAGGACAAUAGGGCGAUGUCGACGACACACCCGCAGGAGUUUACUGGCGCUCAAUUUUAUGGGGUUUUACGGAUACGACAAUGACCAGGGCUUUUCACUACGUGAUUAGCAUAUCGGAUUUGAUUUGGGUACUCAACGACAAGUCUUUAGAUCAUGAACCCCGUCUUAACAUCGCCAGUCACAAUGAUGGCGUUUAGAUAGAUAGACCCCUA